AUGCGGGACUGUUCUCACGCCCAGGGGGAUUGGCACGCAGGACCACGCCUGCACGUCUUCAUCAGCAGCCCCACCUUCGUCCUCGCCAGGCCGCAGACAGAAAAACAUCCGCAACACACACACACACACUUACAGAAACACACACAUUUACAGAAACACACACACUCGCUAGGACACUAUGAAGGACUCGGAGAGGUGGUCUGUCCCGAGUCCUCGGCGUCCAUUGGCGCCGCCCCUAACAAUCUCGGCACGGACACUUUCCGUGCCCUCAGGCGGGCGUCGUGUGGAUGCUACCCACCGAACACGGACACAACAAAGGCCUCGGACCGGACCGGCCCCUGCUCGGCUGAGUUUGGGUAUCGCGACUCACCUGAAGGCCGACGUACGCGCCGCGGAGUCCCGCUCGGUUCUUGGCGGCCGGAGAGUGAAAACAAUGCAGCGUCCUCUUCCUCCUCCUCCUCUUCGUCCUCCUCUUCCUCGCCCCGCCCCCGCAGCUUCCACACACGGGACUGCGGAGCCACGGUGGGGUGCGCUGCUUUCCCGACACCGCGCGGCGCCGGCGGGGCGGCAACCAAGAAGGGCGGUGUCUGCAAGUCACGUGAUCCGGGUGAGGCGGCAACGCGAACACAUGUUCACAUGGGCAGACAGUGUGCGGUGAUGAAGCGCCUCCACGCCCCAAAUCAGUGGGAGGCAGUGAAGCAGCCGGGAAGCGGGAGGAGGAGGAGGAAGAGGAGGAAGGUCUGCAGACAUCGGAUAGUGAAAAGUUUAAAAAAAAGUAAAACGGCUUAGUAAAAAGGUUAAAAAAAAGUUUGUAAAAUAGGUUAGUAAAAAAAAAUUUGAAUACCAAAAGGGACAAGCGGUAGAAAAUGGAUGGAUGGAUGGAGGUUAUUAAAAAAAAAGUAAAAUAGGUCAAUAAAAAAAAGUUAAUAAGUUACUAAAAUAGGUUAGUAAAAAAGUAAAAAAGGUUAGUAAAAAAGUAAAAUAAGUUAGGAAAAAAAAGUAUAAUAAAUCAGUAAAAAAAAGUUCAAUAAGUUACUAAAAUAGGUUGGUAAAAAAGUAAAAUAAGUUAGUAAGAAGAGCAAAAUUGGUUAGUAAAAAAAGUAGAAUAGGUUAGUAAAAAGAAUAAAAUAGGUCAGUAAAAAAAAGUUCAAUAAGUUAAUAAGGUUAGUAAAAAUAGUAAAAUAGGUUAGUAAAAAAGUAAAAUAGGUUAGUAAAAAAGUAAAACAAGUUAGUAAUAUAGGUUAGUAAAAAGAGUAAAAUAGGUUAGUAAAAAUAAUACAAUUGGUUAGUAAAAAGUAGAAUAGGUUAGUAAAAUAAUAAAAUAGGUCAGUAAAAAAAGUUCAAUAAGUUAGUAAGGUUAGUGAAAAUAGUAAAAUUGGUCAGUAAAAAGUAAAAAGGUAAAAUAGGUUAGUAAAAAUAAUACAAUUGGUUAGUAAAAAAGUGAAAUAGGUUAGUAAAAAAUGUAAAAUAGGUUAGUAAAAACAUAAUAUAGGUUAGUUAGAAAAGUAGUAAAAUAGGUGAGUAAAAAAAGUUACAAUUAGUUAGUAAAAUAGGUCAAAUAAGUUAGUAAAAAAGUAAAAUAUGUUAGUAAAAUAUGUUAAUAAAAAAAUAAAAUAGGUUAGUAAAAAAGGUAAAAUCAGUUAGUAAAAUAGGUUAGUAAAAAGAGUGAAAUUAGUCAGUAAAAAACAAAAUUUGUAUAAAAAAAAAAUUUUUAAAAAAGAGAAUGUUAUUCAUAAAGUAAAACAGUUUAGUUAAAAAAAAGGUUA
Molecule: messenger RNA, 1766 nt
Organism: Nerophis lumbriciformis (worm pipefish)
Lineage: Eukaryota; Metazoa; Chordata; Actinopteri; Syngnathiformes; Syngnathidae
Source: RefSeq, a predicted model, not a curated record